GUAACAAAGUUUCCUCCGCGCCCCCUCCCUCCCCCUCCCCCUUAGAACCUGGCUCCCCUCCCCUCCGAAGCUCGCGGGGAUCCCUCCCUCCCACCCUUCCCCCUCCCCCCCGCGCCCCGAUUCCGGCCCGAGCCGGGGGGGAGGCCGGGCGCCGGGGCCAGAGUCCGGCCGGAGCGGAGCGUGCCCGGCCCCAUGGACAGCUCGGCCGUCAUUACUCAGAUCAGCAAGGAGGAGGCGCGGGGCCCGCUGCGGGGCAAAGGUGACCAGAAGUCAGCCUCUUCCCAGAAGCCCCGAAACCGGGGCUUCCUCCACUCUCUCUUCUGCUGUGUCUGCCGAGAUGAUGGGGAAGCCUUGCCUGCCCACAGUGGGGCUCCCCUGCUCGUGGAGGAGAAUGGCGCCAUCCCCAAGCAGACCCCUGUCCAGUACCUGCUUCCCGAGGCCAAGGCCCAAGACUCAGACAAGAUCUGCGUGGUCAUCGACCUGGACGAGACCCUGGUGCACAGCUCCUUCAAGCCAGUGAACAACGCUGACUUCAUCAUCCCCGUGGAGAUUGAUGGGGUGGUCCACCAGGUCUAUGUGCUGAAGCGGCCUCAUGUGGACGAAUUCUUACAGCGAAUGGGCGAGCUGUUUGAGUGUGUGCUGUUCACCGCCAGCCUUGCCAAGUACGCAGACCCAGUAGCUGACCUGCUGGACAAGUGGGGGGCUUUCCGGGCCCGGCUGUUUCGGGAGUCCUGCGUCUUCCACCGGGGGAACUAUGUGAAAGACCUGAGCAGGCUGGGCCGAGACCUCCGGCGAGUGCUCAUUCUGGACAAUUCACCCGCCUCCUAUGUCUUCCAUCCCGACAACGCAGUACCUGUGGCCUCAUGGUUUGACAACAUGAGUGACACUGAGCUCCAUGACCUCCUACCCUUCUUCGAGCAACUAAGCCGUGUGGACGACGUAUACUCAGUGCUCAGGCAGCCAAGGCCUGGGAGCUAGUGAGCCCCAUGGGGCCAGGACCUGUCCCUGACUGAGGCCACACCUCCUUCCACGCAGACUGUGGGCGCCUGCCUGUGCUCUUUUAAGAAAACCCAUCUGUGGGCCGCUCCACAUUCACAGCCCUGGGGGAGCAGGUGUCUCCCCCACCAACCCCACCAGGCUGCACCAAGGACAAUGAGCCCCUGGGCCCCUGUGUCAGUGCCUUCAAACCUCCUCCCCCCUUUUCAGGGGACCUGGAGGGCCCUGCCUGCUGCUCCCCUCUCUUCCUCUUCUCUCAUGCUGCCAAAUGGGACCCCUCAGCUCCAGUUCUGCUCUGGGGAUAGGGGCAGGGUUUCUGUUGCCCCAUGCCUUGGACCCCUAUCCUGGGAACUAUGGUCACCAAGUGCCUUGCAUAGAACUCCUUUCACCUUUGCCCAGUGAGCUUUCCAAGGGCAUCUUCCCCCCUGGAACAGCCUGCAGGUGGCUGCAGUCUAGGCUGAUCUGGGAGGAACCAGGUUCUUCCCUCCUAAUCUCUUCGCUUGGGACUGUCAGAGCCCUUACCAGUUUCUGCUUAGGAGGUGGGGGAAGAAGGUCUGUUACCACUUGUGAAGGGAGCAGGGGUCCUUCCUUCAGGACCCCAAAGUCCAACUUCUUUAAGCUGAUAGCUAUGGCUGCUUCUCAUCAAGCCUGGACCUCUUCUGCCAUAACCAACCUAAGGCCUGGGGCUUGGCCCCUCCAGCAAUGCCUCAGGAGGGCCUAGGCAGGACCGUCUGUGGUGCCAUAUAAAUAUGUAUAUGUGUAUAUAGAUUUUUAAGGGAAGGAGAGAGGAAAGGGUCCCCGUAGAGAGGGCUCUCCCUCUCCCCUUUCUGGGCCCAGAAAUUGGGGGGGGGGAGGAUUUUUACAUUUUUUAAACUGCUAUUUUCUGAGAGGAACAAGCUGGGCCCAGGGGCUGCAGGCCUUGUCCUCUGUCCCUCAGCUUCUUUGCUCCAUUCAUUCAAAAAAACAUUUAUUGAGCACCUUCUGUGCCCAGCAACGAGCUAGGUCCACCAGCUAAGUGAAGGGGGAUCUUCACCCUCUAAUUGGUGCCUCCCCCACUCCAGAUUUCACCGGUGCCUUUAGGGUAUCUGCAGGAGAUGGAACCUUCUGUGGGGCUUGGGGUAGGGGGGUCUCCAGGAAGCCUGGCCACACUGUCCUCCCCUGUGCCAACCCACCCCUGCAGCCUCCUCCCUCGCCCCCCGCUGGCUGGGGGCUGCUCCCAAGACAUCCUGCCUUCCAACUCCGAAUUCUGUUUCUGAAACCCCUCCGCACACAUCUGGAGUCCGGAGGUCAAGGCCUUGAGCUCUCCCCGGGGUCUAACGGUUAAGUGGACCCACAAACUAGUGCCAAGGGAGUUGGGGGAGGGAAGAUAGGGUUGUCUUGAAUCAGUGAUCGUCCCAUUUAAGUGCCUUCUCAGAGCCUCACGAUGUGAUAAGAACUAAAGAGAAAGCCAGACCCCCUAUAUUGGUUCUGUGGUUCUUGGAGAGGGGGUUGAUGCGAGAUAAGUGCCUCACCUGUGACUGCAACGGACCCUGUUUCAACAAACUGGUUGGAAGGGGGUGGUAGAAGGAAGGGCACUGUCCAGGUCGCUGGACUUUCAAUGGGAACAGGGCAGGGGAGAGAGCACAGUUCUGGGGCUCUGAUCUGUGCAACCGGGUGCAUGCUGGUCAGCUCUUUUUGCCUUGGUGACUUCAUCUGCAAAAUGGAGACCGACCCUUUUUGCAGACUUGAUUAAAUGCCUG
This is a messenger RNA of Castor canadensis (American beaver), 2735 nucleotides long. It is a transcript of the gene Ctdsp1, whose product is annotated as CTD small phosphatase 1. Lineage: Eukaryota; Metazoa; Chordata; Mammalia; Rodentia; Castoridae. Gene Ontology annotation, molecular function: RNA polymerase II CTD heptapeptide repeat phosphatase activity. The record is from RefSeq and is a predicted model, not a curated record.